Messenger RNA from Durio zibethinus, 1460 nucleotides. RefSeq names its product putative galacturonosyltransferase-like 4. Gene Ontology annotation, molecular function: glycosyltransferase activity. Gene Ontology annotation, cellular component: Golgi apparatus. Lineage: Eukaryota; Viridiplantae; Streptophyta; Magnoliopsida; Malvales; Malvaceae. The record is from RefSeq and is a predicted model, not a curated record.
AAACCAUCAAACAGAUUCUACCAACCAACCUCAUCUUUAAACCCUUUUUGUUUUGGGUCUUUAAUCCCAUUUAUUUUUGCUUUUGUCUUAAUAGCAGCUUUAUCUUUCAUCCUCAAACCUUGAAGUCAAUCCCACAAAGAACCCAAAGAAAAAAAGGCACAGGAUGGCCUUGUGGAGAACCUCAACACCUAUAGCCUCACUCCUUGGCCUCCUGUCCUUUCUCCUCCUCUACUCCACCACCACCACCACCACCGCCAUCCGUGUCAGCACCAUCAUCCACAAACCUUCUCCAAUGAACCUUCCAAUUUUCCGGGAAGCCCCAGCUUUUCGCAAUGGUGACACAUGUGGAUCAAAGGAAGCUGACAGGAUACAUAUUGCUAUGACCCUUGAUGCAAAUUACCUCCGUGGCACAAUGGCAGCUGUUUUAUCCAUGUUACAGCACUCAACUUGCCCUGAAAACUUGUCAUUCCAUUUCCUUUAUGAUCAUUCCGAUACUGAGCUCGUUUCAAGCAUUAAAUCAACCUUCCCAUACCUGAAUUUCACAAUCUAUCGUUUUGAUUCGAACCGAGUUCGUGGGAAGAUAUCAAAGUCGAUUCGACAAGCUUUGGACCAACCAUUGAACUACGCCAGGAUUUAUCUAGCUGAUAUAAUACCAGCUGACGUGAAAAGGGUUAUUUAUUUGGACUCAGACCUUGUUGUUGUCGAUGAUGUAGCAAAGCUUUGGGAUGUGGAUAUGGAGGACAAGGUGUUGGCAGCACCCCAAUAUUGUCAUGCAAACUUCACUCUAUAUUUCAACAAUGCAUUUUGGUCUGACCCAAUAUUAUCGAAAACAUUCCAGGGAAGGAAUCCAUGCUAUUUCAACACAGGAGUAAUGGUGGUGGAUGUGGACAAAUGGAGAAAUGGAGGGUACACGAAGAAAGUGGAGGAGUGGAUGGCAUUACAGAAGCAGAAGAGGAUAUACCAGUUGGGUUCUUUGCCACCAUUUUUGCUGGUUUUGGCAGGGAACAUCAAAGCAGUGAAUCACAGGUGGAACCAGCAUGGUUUGGGUGGAGACAACUUUGAAGGUAAAUGUAGACACCUUCACCCUGGUCUUAUUAGCCUUCUCCAUUGGAGUGGGAAAGGUAAACCAUGGCUAAGGCUAGAUUCUAGGAAACCAUGUGUGGUUGAUCAUUUGUGGGCUCCAUAUGAUCUUUACCGUUCAUCAAGGCAUUUUUUAGAAGACUGACGAAAAAAAAAAAAAGGAAUAAUUAGUUACAUGAAAAUGGACAUAUUAUUUGAGAGAUGGGGGAAAAGAAAGCUAUACUGGAAAGAAGAGCAAGCAGGCUUUACACAAUUUAGAUUUUGAAAAGAAGCAAAUUUCAUUAUGAAUUUUUUUAAGUUACACUGAUUUUUAUGUGAUAGUAACAUCAUCAGUUAUUGACUUUUAUUUUGUUGAAGCAAUUACUAACUUCUAAUUAAUU